Messenger RNA from Ctenopharyngodon idella (grass carp), 1367 nucleotides. RefSeq names its product putative defense protein. Gene Ontology annotation, molecular function: oxidoreductase activity, acting on metal ions. The transcript is spliced from 5 exons. Lineage: Eukaryota; Metazoa; Chordata; Actinopteri; Cypriniformes; Xenocyprididae. The coding region runs from base 104 to 712 and encodes 202 amino acids. The record is from RefSeq and is a predicted model, not a curated record.
GCACUCCUGAUAUCAAGGACCUAUAAAUCCCUCUUCUUCAUGAAAAACCCGCUAAUGUCAUUUUCUGUAAAGCAACACAACACUGCUGUUUGGUUUUGUGAAGAUGCAUAUACAGUUUCUCAUCCUGGUUUUUUGGCUGAAUCUUCACACUCUAACGGCAUUCAGGAAUGGGCAGGUGACUCAGGCAUGCAUGUCUAUGACUCCUGAACAUGGGAAUAAUGCCUCUACAUUAGAACCUCCAUAUACUGUCACCUCAGAUGCCUCUAACUACACAGAUGGUCAGGUGAUCACAGUGACACUACAAGCAAAUGAGACUGGAUUCAGGGGCUUUCUUCUUCAGGCCAGGGAUGAGAAGGGUCCAGUAGGAACUUUCACAGUCAUGGAAAACUCUCAAUUACUCACCUGUGGAACCGAAGGCUCAUCUGUCAGUCAUACUUCAAAUGAUGACAAAUCAAAUAUUGUGGUUCAGUGGAAAGCUCCGAGCAGUAACAACACAGAUAUUUGGUUCAGGGCAACAUUUGUGCAGAAUUUCUCUAUCUUCUGGGUUGGUGUUCAAAGUGAUCCUGUUAGAUUCCUGGCGACAAAUCCUCCAAAUGUGACCGUCUCCCCACCCAACGUGACCGUCUCCACACCCAGCAGAACAACUGACGAUAGUCCAUCAAUUUCUCUCACAUGGUGUCUUUUUCUUCUACCUCUGCUGGCAAUUAUUUAAAAAACUGGACAAAAUCCUUAGUCACAGGUUUUUUUUUAUUUUUUAUAUAGACUUUUAGUUUAAUAUUCAAACAGAUUUAUAUAUUUGUUGAAGUACAAUGGGGCUAAAAAAAAAGCCAUUUUUAUGGUCUCAAAAUAUAUUAAAUAAUAUUUCAAUAAUAUACUGAUAUUGUAAUGUACAUUUUUUUUUUCUUUUGAUCAGCAAUAUAAUAGACAAAUUGUACCCUAUUGUUAUAUUUAUAUUUACUGUAUAUAAUGAAGCUUGUAUCAAAUGUUAAGACUAUAGAUUGUUAAUUGUCAGUGUCCCAGUAGUGGAACAUGGUGAACUUUAUACUUUUUGCCUUUUUAUUAGUUUUUAGUUUUGUCUUUUAGUUUAGUUUUUAGUUUUGCCUUUUAGAUAUUUUAGUAAUGAUCAUAAAUUAGGUAUCAUUUGAAAGCGUAAACACUCAAAACUCAUCCCAUGAAAACUGUUUUGAAAUUAGACUGCAUUACCAUGAAAACAGGCUCAAUUUUUGUGUUAUCAACUUCAAAUUUGGAACACAACUUAGUUAGACAUAUGCCUUUGAUUUUCUACCAAUUUGAGAGUCCAGAUUAUUUUGUAAUAUGUAUAUAUAUAUAUAUAUAUAGCAAAAUAAAGUACAUUACAUUUGCUUUAA